Molecule: messenger RNA, 812 nt
Organism: Eurytemora carolleeae
Lineage: Eukaryota; Metazoa; Arthropoda; Copepoda; Calanoida; Temoridae
Product: ankyrin repeat domain-containing protein SOWAHC
Exons: 5
Coding region: 138-725 (195 amino acids)
Molecular function (GO): protein binding
Source: RefSeq, a predicted model, not a curated record
CAGUUUGUUCUAAAAUCUUCUUUAACAUCUGUAAAUAGACUCGACCAAAGAAGAGAAGACCUGUAUCCCUGGAGUCAGGUUCGGAGUUUACUCCCCUAAGCCCUGAAGGACGGGAAUGGUUAAGAGCUGGGUUGAAGAUGGAGUACAGUGCCCUGCUUAAACUUGCUACCGGAGAUCCGCGUCUAGUUUCAGUCAGAGACCCGGCUAAUGGAUAUACAGCUCUUCACUGGGCUGCAAGAUGGGGCAGGGGGGAGAUAGUAAAACUGCUUGCUGGAAAAUUUAAUCAGAACCCAGAUAUAAAAACCAGGGGUGGAUAUACUCCACUCAUGCUGGCGGGAAUGUGGAAACAUUUUGAGGUGUACAGACUACUGGUGGAAACUUAUAAAGCAAAUGAAGAAAUAAGAGAUUACAGUGGGCACACUCCUUCCUACUACCUAGAGAACAAUAUUCAGGUUCCAGGGUUCCCCCCAAUUCAAGAUAUGUCACAUGAUGUUCCUUCUAAGGACGUUACGGAUUCUCCGGGUCCAGGUGGGAACAAGGUUCAUCGUUCAUCAACCGUAUUCAUCCGGGACUUCAAGGAUAGUCUCAGGGAGAGUUUCCGGGACGGAUUGAGAACUGGUAUCCGAGAUAAUCUCCGAGACGGGUUAAAGACUGGUAUCCGAGAUAACCUGAGAAUAUCAAAGCAGAGGAAUAAAUCUACCUCAUCAAAUAAAGGAGAUAUGUAAGAUAUUAAUUUUAGAAAACAAGAAAAAUGCAAAUAUACAAAUAUCUACAGUACAUAAAUAUAAACACGAAUAAAUAUUGAGACCAAU